AUGAAAAUAGCCCUCGUCUUUCUUUUCGUUGCCCCUUUUGCUAUUUCAAGUAAAAUUGACAAGGACUACUCUUCCUUUGAUUCUGCACCUCCUGAGCCAAACUCAAGAUUUGCCAUGUUAGAUGAUGUGCGGAUUUUAGCUAAUGGGCUUCUCCAGCUUGGGCACGGCCUUAAAGACUUUGUCCACAAGACCAAGGGGCAAAUGAACGACAUCUUUCAAAAACUGAACAUUUUUGACAAGUCUUUUUAUGAGCUCUCACUCCAAACCAAUGAAAUCAAGGUAGAAGAAGAAGAGCUCAGAAAAACAACUUCCAGAUUGCAGGCCAACAACGAAGAGAUAAAGAAUAUAUCUCUCGAGCUGAACUCAAAGAUUGAAGACCUAUUACAAGACAAGAUCCAGCUUCAAGAGAAAGUAGGGGGGCUUGAAGAGAAAGUAAUUAAAUUAGUCCACAUCCACCCUAAAGUUCAAGAACCGAAAGAAAUGACUUCACUCAAAAAUUUUGUACAGCAACAGGACAAUCACAUUAGGCAACUUCUCAAAGUAGUACAAGAACAGCAUGCACAACUUGAUAAACAGCACAAUCAAAUAAAAGAGCUGGAAGAGAAGCUAAGCAAUACAAGUUUCCAAGAAAACACAGAGAGUCCAUUUUCUCUGAAGCAACCUGAACCAAAGAUCAUUCCCCUUCCUUCACAUAAUUCCACAGCUCCAGGUCAGGAAUUCAAUGGUGUUGCUACUGAUUGCACUGCCCUUUAUAAGAGAGGUGAACGGACUAGUGGCAUUUACUCUAUUAAGCCCAACGGAUCAGAAGCUUUUAAUGUCUAUUGUGAAAUGAAAUCUGACAGCUCAUGGACAGUCAUUCAAAACAGAGUUGAUGGAUCCCUAGAUUUCAACCAAACCUGGGAGAGCUAUGCAAAUGGUUUUGGUGAUCUCAAGGGGGAAUUUUGGUUGGGACUAGCGAAGUUAUAUUCCAUUGCUAACCAAGCUGACUACAUUUUACGUAUUGAGCUGAAAGACUGGAAAGACAAUAAACGUUACAUUGAGUACACAUUCACCCUGGGAAGCCCAGAAACAGACUACACACUUCAUCUUUCAGAGAUCUCAGGAAAUAUUCCCAACGCACUGCCUGAACAAACAGAACUGAGGUUUUCUAUGAUGGAUCAUGACAAUGCUACAAAGAGAGACUGCAACUGUCCAGAAAGAUAUUCAGGUGGCUGGUGGCACAGAGCGUGUGGGGAAACCAAUCUGAAUGGAAAGUAUAUCAAACCAAGAUCAGAAGGAAAACUAGAAAGGAGACGAGGAAUAUACUGGAAGCCUCAGAAAGGAAGAUUCUAUUUGAUCAAGUCAACCAAACUGAUGAUACAUCCUACAGAUUUAGAAAGUUUUGAGUGA
Chelonoidis abingdonii (Abingdon island giant tortoise) is the source of this 1389-nucleotide messenger RNA. It is a transcript of the gene ANGPTL3, whose product is annotated as angiopoietin like 3. NCBI's taxonomy places the organism in Eukaryota, Metazoa, Chordata, Testudines, Testudinidae. Gene Ontology annotation, biological process: blood coagulation. The record is from RefSeq and is a predicted model, not a curated record.